Messenger RNA from Chanos chanos (milkfish), 1268 nucleotides. It is a transcript of the gene ufsp1, whose product is annotated as UFM1-specific peptidase 1. The transcript has a single exon. Bases 163 to 897 code for a protein of 244 amino acids. Lineage: Eukaryota; Metazoa; Chordata; Actinopteri; Gonorynchiformes; Chanidae. Gene Ontology annotation, molecular function: deUFMylase activity. The record is from RefSeq and is a predicted model, not a curated record.
UCUGUCCGCUCGCGUUAGGUUAACCUGGCGUUAUUUCAGAAUUUUUGGUAUAUUUUGAGACGAAGGUUAUUCACAGACACAAAGCACAAAAUGCGUAGCAUAAAAAUCCUGACACCCCAACUUGGUUUCGGUUUAGUACGACAUAACUAGCAAGUCAUUGACAUGGACAGUGUUGAGAACUGUGAGGAAAUCGAUUGGGGUGGUGGCGGAGAACAGAUGACAUCUCUAAACAAAAAAUGGGUAGAAUCUUUAGUGAGGAAUGCCCACGAAGGACUACCUAAACCAGUCUUAGAAUGUACCAGAUGCUCCCUUGUCAAAGGAGACUUCCUCUACUACCACUACGGCUGUGACGGACAGGACGACAGAGGUUGGGGUUGUGGUUAUCGGACUGUACAGACCAUUUCUUCAUGGUUGUGUCAUAAUUGGUCACCUCCAAAGAGUAGCUGCAGAUCCCCACCCAGUCUCCCUGAAAUCCAGCGAGCUUUGGUUACAAUUGGUGACAAACCCCCGUUAUUCUGCGGCUCUAAAGACUGGAUUGGAACUUUUGAGGCCGCCAUAGUGCUUGACCAUUUUUACGACGUUCCGUGCCGAAUUGUUCACGUGCGGAGUGGCGGUUCAGAGCUUGCCAAAGCAGCCGAGGACUUGCAUCAACAUUUUACCAUCCAUGGUUCCCCUGUCAUGAUGGGCGGGGACAGGGAUAACUCUUCCAAAGGGAUUCUGGGAGUGUGCACUGGAAAACAGGGAAGCUACCUGUUAGUGAUGGAUCCUCACUACUAUGGCUCUCCACUUGACAAAGCAUCUGUGCAGAGGCUCGGCUGGGUGUCAUGGAAACAAGUUGGGUGUCUAGAUCAAAGCUCCUUCUACAAUCUUUGUCUGCCUCAAACUGCCAAGAAGUAAUAAAGACACUGAUGACCAGUUUAGAGAAAGUCUUAAUGUCUACAGAAAUAUUCAAAUUAAAUAGGUGACUGGAAAUGAUUCACAGUAUGUUGAAAUGAAAAAUAGUAAUGAGUUGCAAUGUCUCCCAUAGUUCUUAAAGGCUGUAGUAUACUCUGCGCUGUCUGUUGUACACUCAUAUGUAGCUGAUGUCUACACAGAGUGAGACACUUUUGUUUAACUUGCAAAUCAGCUCAGGCAAUUUGUAAUAUGUAGGCCUACUCACUUUGUCGGUUCAAAGGCACUGACAGAGUAAGACUUCACAAGUAAUAUGGACAUGCAGUAGCAUAUGAGAUCCCACAGAAGUGUCUUGAGGCAGUAAAGUAAUGAUAAGA